Oikopleura dioica is the source of this 591-nucleotide messenger RNA. The record is from the annotation of a GenBank genome assembly. NCBI's taxonomy places the organism in Eukaryota, Metazoa, Chordata, Appendicularia, Copelata, Oikopleuridae.
AUGAAAUUUACACGGAAGAGAGUUAGAUUUAUUAUUGAAAUUGGUGCUGUUUGUGCUGCUAUUGCAUGUCUGGGAGCAGCAUUGGCAGGAAACGAGUGGUUUGAUGUCGUUGGCGCUGAUCUAUCCGAAUCUGGAUUUGGAACAAAUUUAUCCCUUCAUGGAGGAGUAUUCGAGAGCUGCGGGCCACCAAUCGACCCAAAUUCUACAUUAGAAGAAGAAUGUUUCAAAUUCGAAGAAAUUCUAGGGCCUUACACGCCUCUGCAGUUGCUUCAAAUCAGAGGAUUCCUAGCAUUUACCUUUUUAAUGCUAUUGAUGGGUCUUUUCUGUGGUUCAAAAUUCGCAGUUGAGUUUUAUUUCCUCGGAUUUGCUGGAGUCGUUUUGGCAUUUUCAAUCGCCGUUGCAAUGAUCACUACGACUGGUAUUCUCGUUUGCAACUGCUUGGACGAACUUGGCGUUCAUGGAUGGCUCGCUACUAUCAGUUUACCGUGCAUCAUCAUCGCUCUCUUCGCGGUUGAGAGCAAAAACCAGCGAAAAAUGCCACUUAAUUAUAUUCCAACGCUGAUGUCUUUCGCUGUUUUAGGAAAGUUUUGA